AUGCUGAAGCCCAGUCGCUUUGUCAGCCUGUCAGCAAACAUCCUUGGUAGCCACCUACACAUGUCCACGGAGCAGCACACUGAGGCGCAGGUGGCGGAGCUGGAGAAGCGUGCAACAAGCGCUGAGAAGCAGCUUCAGGCGCUGAGGAUGAAGCUAGAAGACGGCGCCGGCACCGCUGCCAACGGUGCGAAGCUGGAGGCCCGUCUGCGUGAGCUGCUGAAACUCAUGUGCGAGGACCGCGAUGAAUGCGAAACGAUACGCGCUCGGCGUGACGAGCUCAUGGAGGAGAACGCCCGCCUGCGGACGCAGGUGAUGAAGGGCGAGUACCGCAUCAAGCACCUUCUGCGUACUAUUGAGGAGAUUGAAAAGACCGGUGCGCCGUAA
Molecule: messenger RNA, 384 nt
Organism: Leishmania mexicana MHOM/GT/2001/U1103
Lineage: Eukaryota; Euglenozoa; Kinetoplastea; Trypanosomatida; Trypanosomatidae
Exons: 1
Coding region: 1-384 (127 amino acids)
Source: RefSeq, a predicted model, not a curated record